UGUUUUCACUUUCUUUCUUUCUUGGGUUCAGUCUGGGUGGAGAGAGAGAGAGAGAGAAAACUAGGGCUUUUGAAAAGAAGUUGAAAAUGGAGUUGGUAGUAGAGAAGAAAGAAUCAGAUAGCAACAAUAAUAACAACAAUGGUAACAACGGUGAUAACUCCCAGCCAAUUCUGGAAUCUUCUUCUUCUUCAUGGUCAGCCACUGUUGAUAGCAACAAUAACAACAAAGAAGGCGAAGAUGUCCGUGAACGCCAAGCUCGCGACCUCAGAGCUGGUCUUCAUCCCCUCAAGUACAAGUUUGUUUUUUGGUACACUCGUCGAACCCCUGGAGUUCGAACGCAAACAUCAUAUGAGGACAAUAUAAAGAAAAUUGUGGAAUUUAGUACGGUUGAAGGUUUUUGGGUCUGCUAUUGCCACUUGGCCCGCCCCUCUUCUUUGCCAAGCCCAACAGACUUGCAUCUUUUCAAGGAUGGAAUCCGCCCUCUAUGGGAGGACUCUGCUAAUUGUAAUGGCGGUAAGUGGAUAAUACGAUUCAAAAAGGUUGUCUCAGGUCGCUUUUGGGAAGAUCUGGUUCUUGCAUUAGUGGGUGACCAACUUGAUUAUGGAGAUAACAUAUGUGGUGCAGUACUAAGCAUUCGUUUCAAUGAGGAUAUAUUGAGUGUGUGGAACCGCAAUGCAUCUGAUCACCAGGCUGUAAUGGCUCUCAGAGACGCUAUUAAACGGCACUUAAAGCUUCCCCAUGGCUAUGUUAUGGAGUACAAGCCCCACGAUGCCUCUCUGCGUGACAACUCAUCAUACAGAAACACAUGGUUGAGAGGGUAGGGCUCUAUGCUCGAUUCUCUCAUUUUGCAACCAUAUGUGUAAUCGAAGUCUUCCUGUCAAGGUGACUGCUAUAUAGGAAAUUUAUCUACUGAUAGCAGUCAAUUAAUCCUGUUCUGCAAUCUAACUACUAUGUGGGAGUGUGUUGUGAUUGGUGACAAUCCUUUAGGUUGAACUGAAUUUACUGUUAGUUGCAUUUACGAAUAUCUGGUUUUAUAAUGAAAUUUUAUGGUACGUUGCAUACCUAAUGCUUUUGCUAAUA
Quercus lobata is the source of this 1080-nucleotide messenger RNA. It is a transcript of the gene NCBP, whose product is annotated as Putative cap-binding protein. The transcript is spliced from 6 exons. Gene Ontology annotation, cellular component: eukaryotic translation initiation factor 4F complex; cytoplasm. Bases 87 to 821 code for a protein of 244 amino acids. Gene Ontology annotation, biological process: translational initiation. Lineage: Eukaryota; Viridiplantae; Streptophyta; Magnoliopsida; Fagales; Fagaceae. Gene Ontology annotation, molecular function: RNA 7-methylguanosine cap binding; translation initiation factor activity. The record is from RefSeq and is a predicted model, not a curated record.